AUGGCCAAAGAAGAAGAUGACGAUAAUUUACCAGAUAAAGAUGCGGCGAAAGAAUUCUACGCUAAAUACGAACCGAAGGAAAUAAUAGGACGAGGUAUCAGCUCAACCGUAAGGAGAUGCAUAGAAAAAGAGACUGGCCAUGAGUUUGCUGCUAAGAUCAUUGAUCUCAGUCAAGAGUCUCAAGAUGGUGUGGACACUCACACCAUGAGGGAUGCCACUAGGCAAGAGAUUAACAUACUAAGGGUUGUUACUGGACAUCCUUAUAUUAUUGAACUGCAAGAUGUAUUUGAAUCAGAAACUUUUAUUUUCCUUGUGUUUGAGUUGUGCAAAAAUGGUGAGCUGUUUGACUACCUUACUUCAGUGGUUACUCUGUCUGAGAAGAAAACAAGAUAUAUUAUGAGACAAGUAUUGGAGGGAGUGCGAUACAUUCACAGCAGGAACAUCGUUCACCGAGACCUGAAGCCGGAGAAUAUUCUGCUGGACGACCAGCUCAACGUGAAGAUUACCGAUUUCGGGUUCGCAAAGGUGCUUAAGAAUGGGGAAAAACUGUUUGAGUUGUGCGGCACCCCGGGCUACCUGGCUCCGGAGACGCUGAAGGCGAACAUGUUUGAGGACGCGCCCGGUUACGGCAAAGAAGUUGACACAUGGGCGUGCGGCGUCAUUAUGUUCACAUUGCUGGUGGGUUGUCCGCCGUUCUGGCACCGCAAGCAGAUGGUCAUGCUGCGAAACAUCAUGGAAGGCCGAUACUCCUUCACCAGCCCCGAGUGGCUCGACAUAUCCGAGGACCCCAAGGAUCUGAUAAGGCGGUUUCUGGUGGUGGAGCCCGGCGAGAGGAUUGACAUAACUGAUGCGCUGGAGCAUCAGUUCUUCCACACGAAGUUGUGGGACCAGGACGUCACGCCGCUCAAGAAGACCUUCUCCACCGCCAGCAGACGGAUGUCGCGCAUCGACCAGAUCGCUAUGGCGAUAAAGUCGAGCGGGUUCAACGCCCGCGCGCGUCUCCGGCUGGUCUUGGUGACGGUCCGCGCCGCGGUGAGACUCCGGCGCCUGCCCCACACCUCCGCGAGAGCCAUCCCGCUGCACGAGGCCCUCACGGACCCCUACACGCUCAGGAUACUGCGCAAGGUGAUCGACGGCUGUGCAUUCCGCGUGUACGGGCACUGGGUCAAAAAAGGCGAGGGCCAAAACCGAGCGGCUCUCUUCGAGAACACGCCGAAGACAGAAUUAAAGAGCUUGUACGUAAGCAACCUCAGCCGAUAG
Messenger RNA from Pieris macdunnoughi, 1260 nucleotides. Lineage: Eukaryota; Metazoa; Arthropoda; Insecta; Lepidoptera; Pieridae. The record is from the annotation of a GenBank genome assembly.